Molecule: messenger RNA, 5205 nt
Organism: Grammomys surdaster
Lineage: Eukaryota; Metazoa; Chordata; Mammalia; Rodentia; Muridae
Gene: Nipal3
Product: NIPA like domain containing 3
Exons: 12
Coding region: 360-1592 (410 amino acids)
Biological process (GO): magnesium ion transport
Cellular component (GO): membrane
Molecular function (GO): magnesium ion transmembrane transporter activity
Source: RefSeq, a predicted model, not a curated record
ACAACUCGGAGGUGGGAAGGGAUCCCGGAGGCUGUACCUAGGGGAGGCACGGAGUGUCCGGGUCGCUUCCCUGGAACCUGGGAUAGGUGGAUCUAGAAGGAACGUCCCGGAGCGUGGCCAGAGUCAGAAGACGCCCCCCUCACCCGUCUGCCUGUGGGAAACAGGAGCAGCUUCCUUCUCGGGGGAAGCUGAGGAGACGGCUGUAAAUCAACCAAAAGAGACCAGAGAAUUCAUUUGGCUGAGGAAGGGAGCUAGGCGGCUUCUGGAAGGAGGUGAACACCGGGAGACAUGGCUUCCAGUUCACACCCUGCCUAGCUGCAGAUCCAGCCUGGCCCGGCAGGAUGUCCCGCUAGACAGCCAUGGACGGAGCCCACAGUGCAGGCCUGCAGCUGCAGCCACUCCCACCCACCAGCGGUGCCACCUCCACGAGCCUGAGCAGCAGCGAGGGCUCCUUCUCCUACAAGGAAAACUUGAUUGGCGCACUCUUGGCGAUUUUCGGGCACCUUGUGGUCAGCAUCGCCCUUAACCUGCAGAAAUACUGCCACAUCCGCCUGGCAGGCUCCAAGGAUCCCCGGGCCUACUUCAAGACCAAGACAUGGUGGCUGGGGCUGCUCCUGCUACUGCUGGGGGAACUGGGUGUGUUUGCCUCCUACGCCUUCGCGCCACUGUCACUCAUCGUCCCUCUCAGUGCUGUCUCUGUGAUAGCAAGCGCCAUCAUCGGAAUCAUAUUCAUCAAGGAAAAAUGGAAACCUAAGGACUUUGUGAGGCGCUACAUCUUAUCCUUCGUUGGCUGCGGUUUGGCGAUCGUGGGCACCUACCUGCUAGUGACAUUUGCACCCAAUAGUCAUGAGAAAAUGACAGGCGAGAACAUCGCCCGGCACCUUGUGAGCUGGCCUUUUCUCCUGUACAUGCUGGUGGCGAUCAUCCUGUUCUGUCUGCUGCUGUACUUCUACAAGGAGAAGAAUGCCAACAGCAUCGUUGUGAUUCUCCUCCUGGUGGCCCUGCUUGGUUCCAUGACGGUGGUGACAGUCAAGGCCGUGGCAGGAAUGCUGGUGCUGUCCAUCCAAGGCAACCUGCAGCUGGACUACCCCAUCUUCUACGUGAUGUUUGUGUGUAUGGUGGCCACUGCCAUCUAUCAGGCCACAUUUCUGAGUCAGGCCUCUCAGAUCUAUGACUCCUCCUUGAUCGCCAGUGUAGGCUACAUCCUGUCCACCACAGUGGCCAUCACAGCAGGUGCGAUCUUCUACCUGGACUUCCUCGGGGAGGAAGCUCUGCACAUCUGCAUGUUUGCACUGGGGUGCCUCAUCGCCUUCUUGGGCGUGUUCCUGAUCACUCGAAACAGGAAGAAGGCCAUUCCGUUCGAGCCCUACAUUUCCAUGGACGCCAUGCCAGGUAUGCAGGACAUGCAUGCAAAAGGGAUGACGGUCCAGCCUGACCUCAAAGCUUCUUUUUCCUAUGGAGCCUUGGAAAACAACGACAGCAUUUCUGAGAUCUACACCCCGGCCACGCUGCCGGUCAUGCAGGAGGAACACAGCUCCAGAAGCAACCCUGGGGUUCCCUACCGAGUCCUGGAGCACACCAAGAAGGAGUGAUAGGCUUCCCUGGGGGGGGGUCACUUCCCAUAGGCCACCCAUGGUUCCACUCUUCAUUGCCCAAACUGCCUUUCACAUAUCCUGGUUUCAAAUGGAAAACUCUGUCCAAGAAGACCUUUCGAGGCCCCUGUCUCGGGCAGAGAAGCCAUUCAAUGACCUUGGCCUUGGAAAUUUCAAAUAGUGGGGGGAGUCCCCAAGGUGGGGUGUGUGGCCUGUUAAGCUAGUGGGAGCUGAAGCCAUUUUACCUUCUUGGGACAGUCGGUGGGCGUCAGGUAAUGGUCACAGGUCACAGGCGUCCACACAUUCCUUGGAGUGAAGGCAAGACAGUGAAGAGUCUGCUCCCUCUUUGCAAAUGCAGCAAAAGGCUGGAGACCUCCACAGUGGGUCUUCCUCUACCCCACACGCAUGCUUCAGCUCCACCUGAUCCACUCACCAUUCUAGAGCUCUGAAGAUACUGCUGUCUCGUUUGCCAGGCCCAGCAGGGCCAACCCUGUGUGGAAUAAGCUGUCGUUUGCACCUUCCUGGCAUACAUGGGCCAUGGCCACCCCAUCACCUGUGACCUUCUGUGAAGACCUGGCGGUGUCUGCUAGGUCUGUUCCAAAAACUGGCUUCGUUCCAGUCCUUGAAGAUUAUUUCAUUGCUUCCUCCCUCCACAGAAGCCAAGAGAACAGAGGUGGAGGGGGGCAGGAGCAUGGCGAGGAGCAUGGCAAGGAGCAUGGCGGGGAGCGGAGCUGCCUUCAGCCCUCUCUGUUUCCAGCCGGUAAGAAAGGUUCCCGUGAUUCUCCUGUCCACCCCUACAGAGGAUGUGGCCGAAGCUCUCUGUAGGGCUAGCUACUCUUCUCCUGCACAUCUGGCUCUCCGGAAGAGCCAAAGCCUCCUGCAGAUCCACUCUGGCCUCCUCCUCGUCCUCCCCGUCCUCCCCGUCCUCCCCUAACCUCCCACUAGCUAAGCCUCAGCUGCCAGUUUUCAGCCCGGUUCAGGCAAAGCAGGUAUUUUCACACACAGGUCUGCAGCUUUCUUCCUGUCUAUUCCGUGAGUAGCCUCCCCCUCUUCCUCCCUCACUCCCCAACCAAUGCACACAUUUGAGAGUAGCUGGCAAAGGCUUGCAGGCUUUGACAGGCAUUAGAAUUCCAGAGGAGUUUGUUUAAAACGUAAGUUCCUCGCUCCAACUGUAGUGACCUGGGUCAGUGGGCCUCGGAUGGGGCCCAACAGCCUGCAUCAUCACAGGAGAUCUACACCCCCAGAGAACCUACCCCCUCAGAAGCCUUCUCACGGGCCUCUAAAUCCCAAGGGACCACACAGCCCUGCUGGAAGGUUUAAACCUCCAGUUUCUUACCCACUCAGGGCUCUGUAGCAAGCUAGAUGGCCCCAUCGGACCUGCGGCAGUCCCUACCCAGUGACCACUACUGGAAAGUGACAGUGUUAAUAGGUCAGUGUUGAUAAGCCAUCCUCCGCACAGCUUUUCACACCCAAACAGUGCUCUGACUUCAGAACCCAACCAUCAGCUAUAGAGCCUACCACCACUUCCGUAUUUCGUCUUGACCAUGUCUGUAUUGUGGCUUGCAUGCCUGCGGUUAAAAUGGCAACAGAGGAAGGGCUGUUCAACUCAGCCCAACAGCACUAGGCCCUGGGUGUUUUUCUUAAGUUCUGGGGGCUGUUUUACCAUAUAUCUCACCCACAAAGCUACAAGCAUUACACGUAGUUCUGCCCUCCAGGACUUCAGGGGACACACACGUACCAGGAACCUUGGGAAGGGCAAGCUGUGUGGCAGAGAGGCAGAGAGUUACAGAGGCUUGCCAGAAGGCUAAGCCCUGAAGUCAAUAGGUGUUCAGAUUGGAGACAAUUUCUGUGCAUUCAUGGUGGAAAUAUAGCUAAUAUUAGAGAGUGGGUGAUCACACCCUCCUCUGACCCCUGCAAGGAAAUGGGCAGCUCUGGAAAGUCAGAGGUUAGAGCCAGGGUUGUCAAAGAGCCUGGGGAAGGAUAAGAGACGAACAUCAAAAGACAAGCAACGGACCUGAAGCAUAGUGGCUCACACCUGGGACCCCAGUCCUUGGGAGACGUUGGUCUUUUCUUCGGGAGGAUUGCCACAAAUUCUAGCUAAGUUUGACUACCAAGUGAGACUUCGUCUCAAAACAAGAUUAACAGUGAAGAUAAUCAUUAAAGAUACAUGACAAGCUGGCAAAGGCAAGUAUCGCAGAGGACGUGGGAGCUACUGAAGAGUCAUGAGGAAGAGUGUAGCAGGGUCAGCACCUAUGGGAAAGGAGACCCCGUUCUGUGGCUGGAGAGAAAGAUAGAGCAAUAAGUCACCUUUCAGGGUCAGGCUCCAGGCCCCUAAGAACAAAGAACUGAAGCUUCUGUUCUGCUAGCUGGUGGGGAUUGGCACGUGGGGGGUGUGCACAAAGAAGUUAGCAGGGAGAUUGUUUACUCGGGGCAAACCCAGGCAGUCACCAGUCGUCUUGGCAUAGUAUGUAUGCCCAGCCUCAUUCUUCCCCUUCCCUCCUCCCGUAUGUUGUUAUCCCUGGCCAGCCUGAGGUACAGGUGUACUGUGACUGCAGGUGAUGCAGAAAGUGUGGGCAGUGCCACCCAGACACUGCUUCCUGGGGCCUGAGCAGCUAGAUGGCUUUCAGGUUGGGGAUAGUAGCCACCAUUGUCCAAACAAAGCCAUGAGAGAUGAACAGAAAGGCCUUUGAGCUCCUGAGUGGAGAUGGGGCAGGGCAGUGGGGCAGUGGGGCAGUGGGGCAGUGGGGCAGUGGGAGACUGUCCUAGCUGCCCUGGUUGGCCCCCAGUGUCACUGAAUUGUCAGCUCACAGCAGGGCUGCCCUGUUGUUACAAUGAGGAAGGAAAAGACCAACUUUUUACCCACAACCCUACUUUCCCUGGUGGCUCUGACAUCACCCACCCUGAAGACAGGCAUUCAGACUGUAGUCUAGGCUGAUCUUGAAAUCUCCAUCCUCCUGCCUCAGCCUCUGGAGUGCUGGGAUUGUGGGUGUGUACUACUGUGUCCAGCUCACAUCUGAACCCUGCUGGCCACAUUAAAUGCCACACAGCCUCUCCCAGCCACAAGGCACCUCCCACAGGGUCGUCAACCAGGGGCUAAACUUCAUUUGUUCACUCGUCUUCCUCCCCGACCCCCACUCCAAAUCUCUGUUCUGUGGGUUGGGUUCCUGAUUAGACAUUAGAACAGAUGUUCUUAUGAACUGCUGCUUUUGAAGGGGGAGUCCUGACUACACUGUGGCCUGAUGGUACCCUCACUUUCAGCACUAGAAUUUGGGGUUCAUCAUGGAUCUGAGUACUGGUGGGGAGGGGGAACUUAGGAUCUCUGGUUGCCUUUCCAGUGGAACUAGCCGGCUUAAGGGUAUCACAGGAACAGACCCAGGUGGCCAUCAGAGAAGGUCUGGGCCCUACCCACUCUGCAAUCUUGCAGAUUUCAAAUGUGACCCAGCUCCGACACCGAAGUGGCUGUGUACAUAAAGUCACUCUAGAACAUAGUCUAUGUAGAUGCUUAUAUUUUGUUAAUGUCAAAACUAAUACAGCAUGUGUUAUUUUGCAAAAGUGUGUAUACUGUGUGUAGAUAACAUUGUAAAGUGGUAUUUAAUUAAAAAUCCAAGCAGUA